Messenger RNA from Papaver somniferum (opium poppy), 1996 nucleotides. RefSeq names its product gibberellin 2-beta-dioxygenase 6-like. Gene Ontology annotation, molecular function: dioxygenase activity. NCBI's taxonomy places the organism in Eukaryota, Viridiplantae, Streptophyta, Magnoliopsida, Ranunculales, Papaveraceae. The transcript is spliced from 3 exons. Bases 107 to 1114 code for a protein of 335 amino acids. The record is from RefSeq and is a predicted model, not a curated record.
UCACCUAUUUCUACUCCACAAAACUUGACUUGUUAUUCUCAUCCUGCAUUAUCUUGCAACUCUUGCUCUUUCCUUUCAAGCUUCAUCAACUUUUUUUUCAUAAACCAUGUUUCAUAAGCGAUUCACUUCAGACCCACCUCUGAAAGAGCAAUUGGGAGCAUUAGUACAUGAUUCUUCCGGUGAAGUUCACGCAAGAAAAAGCGAUUAUGUAAGAGAAUGUGAACUUCCGUUGAUAGAUCUUGGGGGUUUAAUGAGUGGUGACCAGAGAAAAAGGAGAAAGUGUGUGGCAGAUAUUGCAAAAGCUUCGGCCGAAUGGGGAUUCUUUCAAGUUGUGAAUCAUGGGAUUAGUCAAGAACUUCUUGAGGAAAUGAGACGAGAACAAAUGAAGGUUUUUCAGAUGCCAUUUGAGAAAAAAGCUAGUUGUGGACUUCUAAAUGAUUCAUAUAGGUGGGGAAAUCCAACAGCUACCUCUUCUAAGCAGUUCUCAUGGUCUGAAGCUUUUCAUGUGCCUCUGACAAAGAUUUCAGAAAAAGAUUGCUACGGAGAGUACACGUCUCUAAGGAACGUAAUGGAAAAUUUUGCAGCAGCAAUGGCGAAACUAGCUCGAUUACUUGCUGGAGUUCUAGCCGAGAAUCUAGGUCACCCUCAGUCAGCCUUUGACAAAAUUUGCAAUGAUAACACGUGCUUCCUUCGCUUGAAUCGCUAUCCAAAGUGUGAAAUAUCACCUGAAAUGGUUGGUUUAAUCCCUCAUACUGACAGCGACUUUCUCACCAUUCUGUAUCAAGAUCAAGUUGGGGGGUUACAGUUGAUGAAGGAUUCCAAAUGGGUUGCAGUAAAACCGCACCGAGAAGCUUUAAUUGUCAACAUUGGAGAUCUUUUCCAGGCUUGGAGCAAUAAUGAAUAUAAGAGUGUCGAACACAAAGUGAUGGCUAAUCCAAAAAUGGAGAGAUAUUCAAUUGCUUACUUUCUAUGCCCUUCUUAUGAUUCCAUGAUAGGAAGUUGUAAGGAGCCUUCUCUCUACAAAAAAUUUACCUUCGGAGAAUUCAGAAAACAAGUUCAAGAAGAUGUGAAGAAAACGGGACAAAAAAUUGGCCUUACAAGAUUUCUGCUUUGAUACCAUCCAUAAAUCACACUUCCAUUUUCUGACACAAAUUAGUUCAUGGGUCUUUCAGAACUAAGCUAGAGCUGAUUCAGGGGACAAGUGUUCUCAAAGAGGAAAAAGCAAUCCAGAUAAAAACUCUGACCGUGGCAAACUUGAGCUAGAAGUAUCCAUUUGUCCACUUCCAUCCUACAUAUCUUUUAAAAUAUAGCUUCUUAGUAGUACAUACAUUUUUAUAUACAAACAUACAUAUACGCCAUAGUUUUAUAUCUUUCAUUUCCAUGGACGACUAGUUUAGUAAUCUUUGAUUUUUUGACAAUGCUAAUUUUCAGCAUAAACAUAUACAGCCAAUAUCUGAUCCUGCCCUGAUUAUACUCGCAAAAUUAAUUUUUUACACUGCACAACCAAAAUAAGGGAAUGAAAGAUAGGUAUAUUAAAAGAUAGAGAAUGUUCAAAAUUUGACUCUUGUGUUGUAUUGUACUAUUGUUACGUUUUGUUAAGAAAUAUAUAUCAAUGUAAGUUUCAUUUUAUUCUAUUUAUAAUACUAUAUUAUUCAUUUCGUCUCUUGUAACAGAAAGUUUAUGAUAUUAACGGUGUGCCAUACUUCAAGGAAAAUUUGGCAUACAGCAAAAGUACAAUCUAAUAAAAGUACAAGGAGGGUUGAAUAUUCCAGAGUUGUUUGAACUGUCAUCAGCUAUUACGGAACGCAAAACAAACAUUAAAACAAAAAGAACAGAAAGAGAUGGUUUUGUAGUUUUCACUCAUUGUAUGCUAAUGACAAUGUACAGAAAAGCACAAGGGUUUCACCCAAAUCUCAGAAAAUAUAGCAGUAUAAUUCUGCUGAUUUUCUUCAAAGAAUACCAUGAGCAUUCACAGAAGUGGUCAAAUUAAAGUAGA